AUGUAUCUAAGAGUACCUAAAACUGUCCUAGCAGCCCAUUACAAGCCUGUUCAAAACCUCAGCUGGAAUUGCUCGAGCCAAUUUAGCACACAGCUGAGCAGAACCUACAAGAAAAAGCAGGGAAACGAGUCGCUGAAGUUCAUGGUGUGGUUUGCUUGUGCCUCUGGAGGGUUUGAAUUUAUUGUCAUCGUCUGUUUUCUGUACUAUACUCGCCAACCCUCAGGUUCUGGUUACCUUCAGGUUGCAACUGGAUUCAAAAGGUUCACCUAUGCCGAGCUUAAGAAGGCGUCACGUAAUUUCAGUGAAGAGAUUGGUAGAGGUGGUGGCGGGGUUGUAUAUAAGGGUAUAUUGUCUGGCAAUCGAGUCGCAGCAAUCAAGGUUUUGAAAGAAGCAAACCAGGGAGAAGGAGAAUUCCUAGCAGAAGUAAGCACCAUUGGGAGGCUUAGCCACAUGAACUUGAUUGAGACAUGGGGGUACUGUGCUGAGGGAAAGUACAGGCUUAUGGUUUACAGGCACAUGGAUCAUGGGUCAUUGGCAGAAAAUCUAUAUUCCAAUAAACUUGAUUGGGAGAAGAGGCUUGAAAUUGCAAUUGGUACAGCAAAAGGUCUGACUUAUUUGCAUGAAGAGUUGUUGGAAUGGGUCUUACACUGUGAUGUGGAACCUCAGAACAUACGCUUGGACUCUAAUUACAAGCUUAAGGUUGCAGACUUUGGCUUGUCAAAGCUACUGAGAAGAGGUGGCAUUGACAAUUCAAAUUUCUAA
Molecule: messenger RNA, 762 nt
Organism: Ilex paraguariensis (yerba mate)
Lineage: Eukaryota; Viridiplantae; Streptophyta; Magnoliopsida; Aquifoliales; Aquifoliaceae
Source: the annotation of a GenBank genome assembly